Messenger RNA from Paramecium tetraurelia, 1827 nucleotides. RefSeq lists its product as uncharacterized. Gene Ontology annotation, molecular function: polyubiquitin modification-dependent protein binding; misfolded protein binding. The transcript is spliced from 6 exons. The record is from RefSeq and is a predicted model, not a curated record. NCBI's taxonomy places the organism in Eukaryota, Ciliophora, Oligohymenophorea, Peniculida, Parameciidae. Gene Ontology annotation, cellular component: BAT3 complex.
AUGAAUUUAAAAGAUGAAUAAUUUAAUGAAGAAAUCUGUGUGAAGAUCAAGACUUUGGAUAAUCAUACUUUAGAUGUUCGAAUUAAAUAAAGCCAAACAGUGAAUGAACUGAAAAAUUUAAUUGAAAUAGUCUCAAGCAUUCCAUCUUCGAGACAGAGAUUAUUGUUUAAGGGAAGAUAACUCAGUAAUGAGGAUACUUUGAUUUCUUUGAACAUUGAAGAUUAAUGCGUUGUUCAUUUGGUUGCCAAUAUGCCUGAAUUUGAAUCAUCCCCUUUAAAUAGAGGUUUAUCUACCAGUUCAAUUGAUGAGCAUGACAAUCGGAAUAGUUUCGAUAUACAGGAGAACAGAAGAAACUCUAGGAAAAAGGUUCUCUAGUAAAGAUUACAUGGAUUUCAAUAACUACCAACUAGGAAUUCUUUGCAGUAGAAUGUUAUGACAUUGCAUAAUCUUUUAUAAUCAUUCAACACAGUAGCCGAAGCCAUUGAACAAGGAUAAAUAUUUGCCUAGAAAGACUUUGAACUCGGUUAAUGGAUCGAUUUCAAGGAUGUUAACGGAGAAUGGAUUGAAGGUCAUGUGGGAUAAAAAUAAUAGAAUCAGGUUUUAAUUAUUCAUCAGAAUGGAGAGGAAUGGAUAGGAGUUCCAUCGAAUAGAUUGGCGUUAUUCAGAUCUCACACUAUACAAAAGACAUAUCACAUGUCUCCCAUCUUAAAUAAUCACGAAUAACAACAGUUAUGGACGUUUAGUGAACUGCUCGGUCAAACGGCUAUGUUGUUAUCUAGAGCUGGCAACAUGAUGUCGAGAUUGGCUGAUAGUGUGGAAGACAAGUCGAUCCCAUAAAACAAAAAGGCUGAUAUGUCUAAUCUUAUAACUGGAAUGAUUGAGGAACAAAGAAGAAUCCAGGAAGAAAAAGUGGAGAGGUAGGAUGAUGUUACAUCUCUUAAAUCUAUGAAGUCCAUGAAAUCAGAUAAGAUUUCUAUUGAUUAUGAAACAUCCUCGAUUAAAUCUAUGAAAUCUGAUAUCUCCAAAUUAACUACGUAUUUUGUUGGCCAUAAUCAUAAUACAAUGAUGGCUGAAAAUAUUGCAGAGGAAGAGGAGAACAGUAGUCAAGACAUGUCAGUUGAUAAUCAAAGGGAUGCUCCCAACAUUUCCAAAGAAUUUAAGGAAAAUUAUGUUUAUUAUGAGACUUCUUUGUUGGCUGCCUAAUUAGCCCCUCUAGCUGAUCGACUAGGGAGAUUAUUAGUUGAUUUAUCCCCAUAUCUUGCAUUGAGUGGAGCCAAUAUAAACAAUAUCUUUCAAAAUCAUCCUAAUUCCAAUAUAUCCAAUUUAUCCAUUAUCACUAAUGAAGGCAGUCAGUAUUCAACUUAAGCUAAGCAAUAUUAUUUUUAAGUCCCUAUUUUGUUAACUCCUUAUGAAUUGCAUACACAAUCAUAGUAUGGAGUAUCAGCCAAUAGAAUUGUAGGAGAUAAUGUAGACAUCCUGAAUCACUUAAACAACAAUAAUGGAAAUCCAAGGCAAAAAAAAAGCACAAAAAAAGAGGAAGAAGAAAAGCAAUAGUUUGUGUCAUUAUCUAAAUAUAAACCAACAUAAUAAUCAUAUCAUUAAUAAUACUAACAGUAAUAAUAACAAUAACAAUAAUAAUUCCAAUAAUAUCAAUAAAUGAAAGAAUCAAAUCUUUAAAACACAGAAUAAGAUGAUACCUAAUAUAUAUAAUAGUAUUAAUAAUAAAAGAAAUAAUCUGCUGAUGAAUAAAUUAAAAAGAAAAAGAAAGGUAAAGAAGUAUCAUUUUCAGAAUAAAUUAAUCAACUAAAAAAAGACAAAUAAUUUUGA